AUAUCACGGGAAAUCCCUGUAGAUUUGGCUGGAAGUCGAGGAUUGGAAUGUAAACAAAAGGCAGCGGUGAGGGGAGAUGUGCGUCCCUGUCGUCUCUUCAGCCAGUGUGACGCAAAGGAGUCUACUUAAAGCGGGAUUAAGGCUGAGCAGCGCACUCUCUCUCUCUCUCCCUGUAUAGCUCUCUCUCUUACGCUCCACAGGAGUGGCGCGCCUCUAGGAGCAGAGCGAGCUGCUGGAUCAUGUCUCACAGCAGCAACAUGCUCACGGUCUCUUGUCGGAUCCUACAUUGACUCUUUCCACUUUGAGAGUGUGUUUCCCCGAAUGAACAGCCAUGGGGGAGUGGACCAUUUUGGAGCGUCUCCUGGAGGCGGCUGUCCAGCAGCACUCCACCAUGAUCGGGAGGAUCCUGCUGACAGUGGUGGUGAUAUUCCGGAUUCUGAUUGUGGCCAUAGUUGGCGAGACGGUGUACAACGAUGAGCAGUCGAUGUUUGUGUGCAACACGCUGCAGCCCGGCUGUAACCAGGCCUGCUAUGACAAAGCCUUCCCCAUUUCCCACAUCCGCUACUGGGUGUUCCAGAUCAUCAUGGUGUGCUGCCCCAGCCUCUGCUUCAUCACCUACUCCGUCCACCAGUCUGCCAAGCAGAAGGAGCGUCGCUACUCCACCGUCUACCUGUCCCUGGACAAAGACCAGGACAUGAAGAGGGACGACAGCAAGAAGAUCAAGAACACCAUCGUGAACGGAGUCCUGCAGAACACAGAGAACUCAAACAAGGAGGCGGAGCCUGAGUGCCUGGAGGUGAAGGACAUUCCUAACUCAACCAUGCGAACUACUAAGUCCAAAAUGCGACGGCAGGAGGGCAUCUCCAGGUUCUACAUCAUCCAGGUGGUGUUCAGGAACGCGCUGGAGAUCGGGUUUCUGGUGGGUCAAUACUUCCUGUAUGGAUUCAACGUUCCCGCGGUGUACGAGUGCGAUCGAUACCCCUGCAUAAAAGAUGUUGAGUGCUACGUUUCCAGGCCAACGGAGAAGACGGUCUUCCUGGUCUUCAUGUUCGCCGUCAGCGGCAUUUGCGUGGUCUUGAAUUUGGCCGAGCUCAAUCACCUUGGCUGGAGGAAAAUCAAAGCUGCCGUGAGAGGAGUCCAAGCCAGACGGAAGUCCAUUUAUGAGAUCCGGAACAAAGACCUGCCCAGGAUGAGCAUGCCAAACUUUGGACGCACUCAGUCCAGCGACUCUGCUUAUGUGUGAGACGGACUGAGGACUCUGGAGCACGCACAUUGUUAAAGAGACGAAUGUUUCCAGAAGAACUCUCUCAUAAAGACACGGAGAAACAAGUGGAUCAAUACUCUUUGGGGCAGAUUUCCAAAGGUCCCAACGCUUCCGAUUUAAAUUACACAUUUUACAAAUUUGCUAGUUCGGAAAGACAGAAGCACAAAACACAGUUCGACCUAUUAACCAGUUAAAUUACAUCACAUUAAAUCCAGUGGUUGUAAACCUUUAUGAAAUCUGCCCCUUUUUCGCAUUAGUAACCAGACCAGGCACUUAUGGACCUUUGGAAGCACUGACUCGAGGAAGACUCUGGAUCACGUUCGACAGCGAUGAGGUCAUUUCUGUGGUGCAUGUUGAAGCGCACAUUGUUUUCUUACUGUGAUCUUUUACUUUUAGUCUUGAAAAUGUUGACGCAAACUUACGCCAAAGUGCCAGUCUGAAGGGUUUGGCGGUCAAGCACAAUUCUAAGUAUCACUCUCACAACUGGUUCUGUCCUGCAUACUUUAUCGUACAAUGCCUGUUUGACAAAAUGAUAUCGCUAGGAUGACCUCAUAUGGAUACAGGGGAACGUCCAAACCAAGACAUUUUUAGGAGGAAGACGAAGUAAGUCUAUCAAGUGGCUUCACAUCAGGUUGGUGCUACGUCAUUUAUUUAGGAGAGGGAACUCGUAGUGGCUAGAUUCGUGUACGGAAUAAGGAAAAGUAAGCUGGCUUUACCUUCAGUGGCCCGACUGGUUCAGUAAUCCUCCUUCCACACAGGCCGUCUUCACUGGCUCGGCCACACUGGUUCAACUGUUACUCAAUACUAUUGACCCCUUAUAAGAGGAUCAGCUGAAGGUAAAGCAGCAGAGCUAGAGAGUACCAAGAAUGCCUAUCAAAGUGAUACCACCCCACCCGAUCCCACUCGCCCUGCACUGCAACCCGUCCCUCCAUCGACCUGGGGCUUCUUCAUGUGACAUUUCUAGUCUCCUGUUCUGUUUGAAAAUGCUGCAUCCAGCCUCAAUGCUGCUUCUGUCUGAACGCUUUCUGUCAAGCAAACAGAGCGAUUGAUGCAGAAGUACUUGGUUUAAACAAGAAAGGAACAUUCAUCGUGGAGUUGUGGGUGAAUUAAAACAGUAGCUAGAGACCUAAAGAUAUUCGCGGAGCCUCUCUAAGACGAACUGUUUGGCAAGUUGAGUAACUGAAAUGAGUCACAGGAAGGUGAGUUUCAAUGUUCCAUCAAACACACAGAAUGUUUUCACCCCUCUACUUGAGUUGGACUGCAUUACUUUUUUCUCCAUGAACACGCUGCUCCUGAGGGUAGCAACAAGGAAAUGUACGUGUACUUUGCAUUCUCUGCUGGAAAAAAAAAACCCAAUUCAACUCAAGGCAUUUUAAACUACCAUCCAGCAAGAGAAUAAAUAUGAGAAUGCAGAAAAAUUCCAUGUGAAAAAGCCAUACUCACACAAGUUUUACUAAGUCCUAAGAGAGGUCACAUGAUAGGAUGUUGGGCUCCUAAUGUAGCUCCUUGAAGGUCCAACCCAUGUCUCACUCAUGAAGCCGAGUAACACCCACAACUCCCCAGCAGAUCCUCUCCAUUUUUGCUCUUCAGCUGUUGCCUCACCUGAUUCAUCUGGAGGCCUGCUCGCGCACCGACGACCUUAACCCGACACCUUUGCUCCGGCUAAAGUGAAGUGACCCUGAGACCUGGCUUUGUGGGUUUUCUGUGACACCCAAGCGCCCAAUAUGUGUUUCUUCUAUGUACAAUUAAGUGCAAUUUACUGUCUGUAAAUAUAUCUAUGUCAUAUGAUACAUAUCUAAAGAUGUUCUGCACAGAGAUAUGAGAAGUUACCAUGUUAAUAAAUAUUUUUAUUUGUAACUCAUCAUCAUGCCAUUUUUAUUUAUUUAUUUUUUGUCAUAGUUGAUGAAACAAAUCCGGAAAAUGUGACAAGAUUGUUGAAUAAAGAGA
Molecule: messenger RNA, 3211 nt
Organism: Synchiropus splendidus (mandarinfish)
Lineage: Eukaryota; Metazoa; Chordata; Actinopteri; Syngnathiformes; Callionymidae
Product: gap junction delta-2 protein-like
Exons: 3
Coding region: 332-1243 (303 amino acids)
Biological process (GO): cell communication
Cellular component (GO): connexin complex
Source: RefSeq, a predicted model, not a curated record